Molecule: messenger RNA, 976 nt
Organism: Piliocolobus tephrosceles (Ugandan red Colobus)
Lineage: Eukaryota; Metazoa; Chordata; Mammalia; Primates; Cercopithecidae
Exons: 3
Coding region: 206-517 (103 amino acids)
Source: RefSeq, a predicted model, not a curated record
AGAGACUGGGUUUCACCAAAUUGGCCAGGCUAGUCUCAAAUUUCACCAAAUUGGCCAGGCUAGUCUGGAACUCUUGGCCUCCCAAAAUGUUGGGAUUACAGGCGUGAGCCACGGCGCCCAGUGGGUAGUCUUUAGUGUUGGAUCCUGGAAUCUUGGGCUUCUGAAGGGUGGAGACUGGUUGACGGGGUGGAGAUAGCACACGGCUAUGUUCACAGGAACCAGGCUGGAGAAUGGUUACAGAGCUUUUGUGCCUCUCCUCAAGAAUCCAGAACCUCGGCUGCUCGUUGCACUGCGCAUAGAAUGUGACACCCUGGAGAGGAGACGAAUUCAGAUACUUAAAAUGCAAGAAGCCAAGAAGGUCGUUAUAAUUGAACCUACUACGAGCGUCCCGUCCAAGCUAUCAGGACGAUCAGAGAAAAAGAAGUCCACUCGCAAGUCUCCGACCUUUAGGAACAGACCAGACUUCAGGAAGGAUAAACGUCAGCCACUCAAUAAAACCACCAAGCAAAAGAAGUAAUACUAGGUGUGAAAUUACUGGAAUUUAACGUGAGAUUUCUUUUUCUAGAAAGACUCCUUCUCCCAGUAUCUGCACUAAGGCUUGAGUACGUAAGCCCCAGGCACCGGGGAGGCUCUGAGGGUGGAUGGGAACGGCAGGAGAGGGCUGGGGCAAGCACAUGGGUGGGAGUGAGGAAGGCUGUGAAGUCUAGUACAAUGAGCCUUUGAGGGACGGAGUAGGGGGUGGGGUCUUCUCAAACCAGACUACCUCCCCUUGGGAGGCCUAUCUCACAGCCCGCCUACUCCUGCAGGGGUUAGGUGUCCCUCCACCCCCACACUCCACCACCUCCCCGGGCUGAAAUUCCCCCACCCUCCUCCGUGUCUCUGCCUCUGGGCAGUUUCUUCCUCCCGCCCUUUGCCUUUCCCCCUCCCUCCCCCUUAUCCAAGGGGAGAAGCAAGGCAGCAGAAACCAGAGCUGGUU